Molecule: messenger RNA, 2095 nt
Organism: Sesamum indicum (sesame)
Lineage: Eukaryota; Viridiplantae; Streptophyta; Magnoliopsida; Lamiales; Pedaliaceae
Molecular function (GO): ubiquitin protein ligase activity
Source: RefSeq, a predicted model, not a curated record
UCUUUAUCUCUUUCUGUCUUAAAAAGGGCGAGGCCCUUCUCGUAUUGUGUGUUGUGGGGAUCUUUUUCUUUUUUGGGUUUCUCUUUUUGUUGUAAAAGAGGAAGAUAUAGAGAGUCAAAAGGACGAAAACAAGGUAAAGAAGAAUACUGAAAAAGAAUAACAAGUUCAAGCUAUGGCUUUUCUUUGUCAGGUUGUGAUUCAGGAGGGUUGAGUUUGAGUUUUCUUGGCUGAACAGAUGGUCAAUACAACUAUUCAUGGAUAGAUACUCGGGUAAAAGAAGUGCUGCCGGGAUUAUGGCUCCACGAAAAGGAUAUAAUGUUACUUUUAAAGAUACAACCACUGACCGGGAUCAGAAUGAAUUUUGCAACCGAAUCGGGUGCAGUGGAAGAAUUAAGUACAACAGUCAGAAUGUUAAAAUUGGGAGCCCUGACAAAGGUAAAUGCUCUAGGCAUUCUUUUUGUGCUUCAAAUGGGAAUGAAAUGAUAGGGAAUUCCUCUAGGAGCCGUUCUGUGAGGACCAGAGCAAAAGGUUCAUAUCUUGAUCCAAGUAGAAAGUUGUCUUCCCAAUUGGAAUUUGAUCAAUCAGAAAGUAGUCAAUCAGGUGAUUCCGAAGUUCCAGAACUUGUGUCUUCACCUGGUAGGAGUCCGACUAGACAUCAUUCGGAAUCAAUGAACAACCCUCGAGAGGUUAAUAUGGCAGAAAUUGGGAGUUCUAGUUUACCAUCAAGCACCAGAUCCCGAGAAAAGUUACAGCAUAAGUCAGGCCCGAAUUCUCAGCCAGGUUCCGCUGUUCCUUCCAUUUCUCAAAACUCUGGCCUUGGGACACUUAACAGUAGUAAUAGGAGUAGGUAUGGUCUGAGGAAUAUGAAAUGCAAUUCAAUAUCAGACGUUGUAUCAGCAAGUUGUUCAUCAUCAGAAUCAAAGUCUGCUGGGAAAAAUGUAAUGAAGAAGAGAAGCCAGGAAGGCGAGAGCAGUUUGUCUCGUAGAAGGCAAACGAAUUCAGCAGCAUCAAUUGAUGGAAAUGUCUUUGCUUCAACUAGUGGUAUUUCCAUCUCCGGCUCCAGACAUAAUAGUUUCACCCCUGGAGAGGAUACCACUCCUGCUACUUCUGUCAGGACAAGAAGAUCAACAAACAUAAACAAUAGCAGGAUGAGGCUUUCUUACCGACCAAAUGGAAGAAACAGUUUAUCUGUCAGGGAACCUGCUUUUGGCGUUUCUCAGUUUCCUGAUUCUGAAAUACCCAUUAAUAUUGGUGGGCCAAGAUCAUCACAGCUGUUUACUGCAAAUGGCUCAUCAAGUGGUUCGAGUUCUUAUAGUCUUUCCAGCCGUAAUGAUGAUGAUAAUCAAUCCACUAUAAUGCCUUUUACUUCAGCUGAACUUGGCUUUUCCCAUUUAAUGAACCGUGAUUCAUUGCCACGAUAUAACAUGGAUGGAAUUGCUGAGGUAUUAUUAGCACUUGAGAGGAUUGAGCAGGAUGAAGAGCUCACACAUGAGCAAUUUCUUGCCUUGGAGACGAGCUUAUUUCUUGGUGGCCUCAACCUGCAUGACCAACACCGAGACAUGAGACUGGAUAUUGAUAACAUGUCGUAUGAGGAAUUAUUAGCGCUGGAGGAGAGGAUGGGUACAGUGAGCACAGCACUCUCGGAAGAGGCACUUUCUAAAUGUGUUAGGAGAAGCAUGUAUCAGACGACCCCAUCAGAAGUAAGAGUCGCGGGAUUGGGUAAAGAUGGAGAUGACAUCAAAUGCAGUAUUUGUCAGGAGGAGUAUGAACUGGGGGAUGAGAUUGGCAAGUUGGUCGGAUGCCAGCAUGGGUAUCACCUCACAUGCAUAAACCAGUGGUUACGGCUCAAGAAUUGGUGCCCCAUCUGCAAGGCUGCUGCAUCGUCAUCGUGAAAAAAUUUCCUGUGUACAAAAUUGUAUUUCUUGAAACUUCUUUCUUCUUCUUUAUAAAAUUGUCAGUUUGUAAAUAUUUCAGUGACGGUCGUCAGCACAUUGAAGCUCUUAGGCAUGCUGGUGAGAACUGUACGAUGUGUUCCUGGCUGCCUUUAUGCAAAAGCAACUCUUCAAUAAUAUCUUCUUUGUCUUAUGUUUGGACA